Messenger RNA from Neocloeon triangulifer, 12015 nucleotides. RefSeq lists its product as uncharacterized. Gene Ontology annotation, cellular component: membrane. Gene Ontology annotation, molecular function: protein binding; ABC-type protein transporter activity; ATP binding. NCBI's taxonomy places the organism in Eukaryota, Metazoa, Arthropoda, Insecta, Ephemeroptera, Baetidae. Gene Ontology annotation, biological process: protein import; protein targeting. The record is from RefSeq and is a predicted model, not a curated record. Bases 179 to 11857 code for a protein of 3892 amino acids. The transcript has 9 exons.
AUCAGACUUUGCCUGUCACAUUCAUUACUGAUUUUGAUUCGAAAAAUUUAACAGAGUGACCAUGGACCAAAGCUGAUACAUAGCAAAGGAACUUGAUACCUGAAGUUCUAAAAAGGUUUGGCGUGUGGAGUUUUGGUUCUACUAGCAGCCCAAUGGCCACCGGAAGCCGUGAAUAACCAUGACGUCGCAAUUGGUAGAGGUGGCCUGUGGAAUCGCACUGUCAGAGAGCAGAAAAAAGAAGCAGACGCUUCUAUUCCGCGGAGAUACUGAGUGUGACGUCACCCGGAAUUUGCUGACUGCUUUAAAAAAUAUAUGCGGAAAAUAUGAUUCGAAACUAGACGCGAAACUCGAAAUCCUCCACAUAUUUCAUCAAAAAGCAGAUAAUUCUGAAGGUUCAGACGUACCAUACUAUUUCAAAAUUAUAAGAAAUUGCGAUGGGGAUGAAUUUGAAUUCCAAUUUAAGAAUUCGAGUAUUUUUGAAUAUUCUCAUGAGCUACUACUACCAGCUGCACUUAUGUAUGGUGCUUCCGUAGAAUUGUCAAGCAAAAUGAGAAUUUCAGAAGUCAACAGUUUAAAAAUUCCUAUCCAGAUGAAACACCCGAGUUCAUUUUACAAACAAUUCAUUUCUGAGGUGCGCAAAGCGUUUUUGGAGCUCAACCUUGGGAAUCAUAUGAACUUUAUUUGGACCGUCACUGCAGCAAUUUUGCACAUAAGAUCUGGAAACUGGACAAUAGCAGAAGAGCUACUAGGCGUUGGGAAGAAUUCUUUAGAGGAGAGCUUGGACAGGAUAUAUUCUGAUAAGACAACUUUUUGCAAUGCGUUGUUUCACACUACAGCGGAAAUGAUAAUUGGCGAUGCACUUGGACGUCAAUCCAGAAAAUGGGAGGAAACUGGCGAGGAAGCUGUCUCUUUGAUUGGGGUGGUCCAAAAAUACUCAAGGGGAACGGAUUGGAUGGAUUUCUGUAGCAACUAUCAAAGCGACUUACUGCAGUUGAUGCAAAACAUGGAGGAAUUAUCAGUGCCUAUUCCUACGAACACCAGCGGAGGGACUAAAAAUGAUACGUCGGUUAUCAAUGAUUUCACCCGAGGAACUAAAGAAUUGAAGUUCCUGGUAACAAAAAAAGAUUAUGAAAAGCUGAAGAUAUAUCAUCUACACGAUAUUAUUGAAUAUCAAGGAAACUUUAGUUCUUCCUAUGACAAAUUUGUUGCAGCCCGAAAAUGCGUUGAAAAGUUUUUGAUUAAAUCAAGAUGGAAUCAACUGCUUGACAUCAACGCUGACGAGCUUAUAUUAAGAGCUUUCAACCACGAUAUUUGGGAAAACUAUGUUAUUGAAAUGGAGCAGAGAUUGGAAGCCAUCAAAACGUCAAAUUUACGAUCUCUUCACUGUAAAAAGGAAGAAAGUGUUCGAAACCUAAGAAACGUUUUCUGCUUAUCACCAGAAAAUUGCAAUAUUUGCAAAUCCGACAAACACUUUGACUCUAAGGUUCAGAUUCAUAAAAUUAUGCUUCAAGACAACACCGAAGACUUAGACAUUAAAUCACCCGUGAAGAUAAAAAUAAAAGAAUUGAUUGAGAAGAAUGCGUUAGACCUCAUGAGCGUCCAAGCAUUGAUUGUGCAGAGCUUCAAUAUCGAGCUCAGUCAACUAGACGUAAGUUUUAUCAGCAAAAAAUACGUCAAAUAUUGCUUACAAAUUUGGCUUGCCGAUUCUCUUAAAAUUUGUGAAAAUAUUGGAAGUCAAAACUUCCAAGAAUACUUGGAUGCACUUGACAAUUUCAACAAUCUAACAGGAGAUGUUCCUUCAAUUUUUUCAUUUUCGAGAUAUUUUACGCUUGUGCAGAACAUUGGUUCAUUGAUUCCUAGAACCAAAGAACGAGAAUGCGUUAGUGAAUUUAAAACUGAAUGUAAGCGAAAUCUUCUUAAGCUCAACGAGAAAGUAAAAAAAGAGCUUGAAUUCAUUCAGUCUUUUGUUGCCUACAUUAGAUCAUUCAAAAAUGUAAAAAAAUUAGUGGAAUCAUUGAAAUUGAUGGAAUUUUGCACUGGAAAUAUUUCAUUCGACGAGUUUCGCGCCAUGCUCAUCGAAUCUGACAGUCUGCAAGGGGAACUUGGCUGCCUAGCAGCUAUGAGAAUAAAAGGUCUAUGCGAAGCAAGCCAGUUUUCUCAGAUAGACAAGUUGAAGAACUUCAUCGUGCAGUACAUUAAGCCGGCUAAGUUGAGGACCAUCCUCAACGAUGGGCAUUAUUUCCUUGAAGGAAAGUGCAUGGUUCUGGAAUUAAGUUUUAUUAAGUCGCUGCUGGUGGACCAUUGUAAGGCGAAUAAUAAAAUCAAUGAAAUCAGGCUCAUUGUGGGCGAUACACUCUAUUUAGACGCUGACAUUGAGUGCGACGUCUUCCAUGGACAAAAUUUUGUUAUCUGGUGUCGGCGCCUCGUCGUAUCUAACGAAAAAGUAAAAAUUGACGUCUCGGGACUGGAUAGCAAUAAAAUAUAUUCUUCGAACGCCGGAAACCUAAGCGAUGGAACAGGUCGCAACGGUGCUGAUGGUUACGCUGGACAGAGUGGAGGAAAUAUAUUAUUGAUAGCAGAUGAAGUCGUUAACGCAUUCAAUUUGAGAUUGAUCUCUAAUGGGGGCAAAGGAGGAAGAGGACAAGACGGAGGAGAUGGAAAUGACGGCCAAAGUGGUGAUGGAAUGGAUGAUGUUUUUUUGAAGACAAAAUUCAAAAGCCCCGUGAAGUUUUGGAAGAUGGGUUGCUCAGAGGUCGAGAAAUAUAUUAAUAGAAUUAAAGAUUAUACAGUUACUACACUCGAGGAUUUUCCCAACAUGGACUCUUCUUACUAUCUGCGUAGGAUGACUUCAAACGGCAUGGAAAUAACGUACAACCAUGAUAACUGGAUUUACGGUUCAAUGUCUGCAGUAUUUUUGUGCAAAGGAUCUUUUGGAAAGCCAGGGCUAGAUGGAGGUGAAAACGGUCUAGGCGGUGAGGGCGGCUAUGGUGGUGAAAUCUUUGUUUUCCAUGAAGAUGUAGUGGUGAAGAGUAAUAAAGGAGAAAAUGGAGAAUUGGGUGAAAGUGGCUUUAUGGGGAAGCCCGGAAAAGCUGCAUGGGACAUUGGCUAUUCAGAUCAUUGCAACUGGAGAGUACCAGUGUAUAGUGGCAUAGAUAUGGAUAGCAAAUUAACAAUUAGGCAUUACAGUGGGAGUGCUAGCGACAGAACAUGGUGCAACCGACACAAAAGUUACAUCAAGAUCGAAAAUUCUGACAAAUUAAUUACAAGCAGUACCUCAAAGCAGCAAAGACAAAAGCAAUGCCAGCAACGAAUCAAUAGAGAGGCUCAAGCAAGUGCUGUCAACCAAAAAAUGGUUUCUAAGAUUGAUAUACAAAGUACAUAUCAAGCUUAUAUGGAAUCUAGUAGGCAAUGCUUAGAUGGCGUGCAAUUCAGUGCGCAAAUUGAAAAUUUGCAGCAGAACAUCGAGACACUUCAAGAAGAACAAGAUGAGACCACUCACGAAGAUAAGCUGAAUAUUCAGGUUCAAAGGGAUGCAACAUUUGAAGAAGUGGUGAAAGUAAAAAAAAUUGUCUUCGAUCGUAGGAUCGAAAAAAAAAUUAACGUCAAGUUAUUUGAUCCUCAAGGAAAUUUUAAAACAGAGCUACUUCCUCAAAUACAUCUCUUACAUUUUGAACCAGAGGACAUAUGUGAGUUAAUAAAUUUUGUUUCAGACAAAUCCUUCAAGGCUUCAAAAAUCUUUUCUGAAGAGAAAAAGUUGCGUAUAGAACAUAUUGCAUUAUCGAAUUACCGCCAGAUGAUUUUGAUAAAUAUCGCAGAUAAUAUAAAUUCAAAAUUGGAGAAACAAAAAUAUCAUUCAUUGUUGCCCAUCGAGAGAUAUUUUGAGAAAACUGUAAACAAAUCUGAAAUAUCUGACGAAAAUUUGAACCUGAUCGAUGACUACAUAAAUGAUGAUACGCAAAUCAGCCGCAAACAAAUUAUUGAAUAUUGCAAAGAAAUUCUUAAAUCGAACGCUAGCUCAAAACUAGUUCAGCCAGCUAUGGAAAUAUUCCUGAACAGCUGCGAUACUUCAAUCUUGGAGGGAAAGUACAAAGAUUCAUUUGAAAAACAUAUCAAUGCGUUACAAAUUUUUGAAGUGCAGAAGCAUAUGAAAGUUGACAUGCAAAUAGAAAAUUUUAAAACGCAAAUUGAAAUGUAUCCAGAACUGAUGGAACUUUGGCAAAAGUAUGAGGAUGGAAACGAAGAAAGAAAUAUAUUUGACGAAGAGCUGAAAAAAUUUAGUCAUGGUGCGCACUUUGAUUUGACAGAGAGACAACAAGUAGAGGUCGCAUACGAGAAAAUUCACUCUGAAGUGGACGCACAGUUUAAUUGGGAAAACUGUACAAACGAUAAUGAUUUCAUGGAUUUGUUUUAUUCAUAUAUUCAGUCUCAUGGCCUUGACUUUAACGGAUAUUUACAACUUCUAGCUGACAUUUUUAGCGUCCGCCUUGCUGUGUAUUCUUUAAAUGAAGAGAGUAAUAUAGUAUGGAUGAAUUCUUUCAACUUGCUUGAAACAAGAGAAAUAUCAAUUUUACGAAAUCAUAGCGAUAAAUUCGAAAUCAUAACAAUAAAUUAUGAAUUUUUGGAGCUCGAAACACAACGGCAUGCUCAAGGUACUUUAUUUAACAAAGUACUUUGGGAGUUGAGCCAAAAAUAUAGCAAGACUGACAUUGAUUCAUACUUCAAUGAAAUCACCUGUGGAGAACCGAAAAUAAAUCAUAGCAGCAUAUCUUUGAACUGUCCCUGCGAAGAAAAUGACAUAAUGUUCAUUUUGAGCUGCGUAGAGUCAAAAGACCCGGCGAUAAAACUUGAAUCAGGUCUUCGCAGCAUUAAAAGUCAAAUAAUCUGUCCUAAUAUUAUCCUUCAUUUGUUGGCCAGAAGAUUUAGCUAUGAAUGUUGUUGCGUAAGUGACCAAGAAAUUAUGUUUCUCAUCAACGAAGUUUUGCAGUCGUAUCUGAAAAACACACAAGAAAUACCUCUGAUACAACGGAUUGUCGCAUCCGAACCACAGAAAAACUGGAUGGCGGAACUGACGUUGCUCCAUAUACAAAACUAUUACAAGAUGAAAUUUACGCUUUUUAAUAUUUUGAGAAAAAAUUUGAUUGCAAUCCAAAAAAGGGAAUUGCUACUCCUUUUUAACAUCCAACUGAGAAACACACCAGAAGAUGCAGCUGCUCCUGUGAAAACAAUAUUUAAAAUUUUUCAAUUGUUGAAGGAAGUUAAAAUAAUUCCACAUCAAUUGUAUGUGAAUGAUAUUGGAAAUUGGUUAUAUGUUCUAGAAAGAGCCUACUGGCAUGGUAGAUUGUUCAAUUUCUUCCAACAUGAUACCGAAGACAAUUUGAACACAGCCACUUAUUAUGUACAGAAGCUAGAGAAUUACAACGGGAAAAAAUUAUUGGAUUCAUUUCUGACGGUUCUUUCGGAAAAAGGCGAAUUUGUUGACAGUGCAAAAAUUCUUCAAUAUUUGUCAUUGUUUGUGUCCGAGGUGUGGAGGCUUGACAAUGAGAAUGUAAAACAAUGUGAGCAAGUACAAUCUAAAGAUGAUUUGAUUAACUGGGAAAGAUCACUGUCAGGAAGUGUUGAAUGUAGCGGUCACAUUGACCGAGAUAUGUUGACGUUAAUAAAAAUAAUUGAGAAUAGCGCAAACAGCUCUAAUGCUUUAAAAGAUUUACUUACAAAUUUACAUGCACACAUUAUAAGCGAUGGCUACAAAAGCAAAUGCGAAAAAGUACAGAAAAGAGAGAGUACCCAGGACUUGAAAAUUCCUAGUCAGAUAUCUGACGGAAUAGCGUCAACUCUGGAAGUUUUGUCCCUCAUUGACCAAUGCAUAUUUUUGAAGAGAAACUUCCGGCUUAGAGACACACAAAAACUCUCUGUUAUGAUGCUUUUAUGCAAUGAGAGUAGCAAUCUACUACAAGUAUCGACAGGGGAAGGAAAAUCUUUAAUUGUGGUCGCAGUUUCCAUAAUUAAGGCAUUCAGAGGCGAAAUGGUUGACGUCAUUACAAGUUCUUCGGUUUUGGCUAAAAGAGAUGCGCUAGCAAAUAAAGAUAUUUACGAUUGCUUCGAAGUCUCUGUAUAUCACAAUUGUGACGAUCAAAUUGAAAGAAGAAUAAAGGCAUACUCUAGCAAUAAAGUAAUAUACGGGGAUAUUACCGGUUUCCAAAGGGAUUUUCUUUUGGAUAGAUUUUAUGGAAAAAACAUCCUCGGGGACAGGAAUUUUGCAAAUAUUGUCGUGGAUGAAGUUGACAGUAUGCUUCUGGACAAAGGAAACAACAUGCUAUAUUUGACUCAUGAGUUACCAUGGCUGGACAAGCUGACAUCCGUGUACAUUUUCAUUUGGAAGUGGCUAAAUCAACCAGCUUCAAGCGUCGAAUUGUUGAAAUACAUCUUUGAUGAGACCGUGCUCAAAGAGAAGGUUCUACAUGACCUUUUUGGCUUCAUUAACAAGAGGGAUAUAUUGGAAUUAGACACGAAUCUUAGAGAUGGUGAUUUAUGUGAGAUCUGGAAAAUACUUACGGAGAAUGAGUUUAUCAACAUGGAUGGAACCAUAAAAAUUAUGAGGUACGAGCUUUUAGAUACCCUGUUCAGAGAAAAAUAUCCGCAAUUAGUUGAGAGGCUUCAAUUUGCUUUUUCAGAAAUUGAAAAACGAGAAAAGAGCAUUUAUAUUCCUAACUAUUUGAAAAAAUUUGUCGUGCAACACUUAGAUUCUUGGAUUGUAAGUGCACAAAACGCGUUUUUCAUGAAAGAAAAAGAGAACUACAUAGUAGACGUGAACAGAACCGAGAAUAACUUUGACCUAAGCCCUAAUAUAAUCAUCAUCGAUAGAGACACUGGAACCGAUGAAGUGAAUUCUCAAUAUGAUGAGGCUCUGCACCAAUUUCUUCAACUUAAACAUGGGUGUAAAUUGUCAGCACAAAGUUUGAAAGCAGUUUUUGUAUCAAAUAUUUCGUACUUCAAGAAGUACAAUAAGCUUUAUGGGCUCACUGGCACAUUGGGAUCGAAGAGGGAAAGAAAUCUUCUGGAAGAAAUUCACAAAGUUGAUUUUGUUACAAUGCCAACAACAAAACCUAAGAAAUUCAUAGAAUAUUCACCAAUCACAUGUAGUGACCGCGAGACAUGGAUUGAAGAAAUAAAGAAAGAAGUGUCAAGGGUGGUUGAGAGUUCAGGUGAAAAACGAUCUGUAUUGAUGAUUUGUGAGUCAGUACAAAACGUUGAAAUGCUUCGAAAAUGUUUCCGAAACGAAAAAUUAAAGCUGUUAACAUACACCAGAGAUUAUGAGGACUUUGAUUUUUCAAGUGGCAAAGCUCUACAAACUGGACACCUACUUAUUUCAACUAACUUGGCAGGUCGAGGUACAGACAUAAAAAUUGCCAAAGAUCUAGUGGAAAAUGGAGGACUACACGUCAUCUUGACUUUCCUACCCGGUAACAGCAGAAUAGAGCAACAGGCAUUCGGGAGAUCCGCCAGAUGUGGUGAACCAGGCUCAGCAAGAAUAAUUUUCUACAAUGAAGACACUCAUUGCAAAAAUGUGAUCCUUCUGAAGAGAGAGAGAGAUGAGAAAGAACUUGAAAGAAUCUCAGAUAUAAAAAAACAUUAUGAAAUGUCAAUAUUGGUCCAAGAAAAAUGUUUUCAACUCUUUCAAAACUUCUACUUGGGAAUAAAAGACAAUCUUGAAUUUAAACUCUCGUGGCUUGAUGGAUUUUCGAAGAUAAUUUCCAUCAAAUCUUUAAACAAACCAACAUUGAUGGACAUUGUGGAUCAAAAAUUGCGAGCACGGAAUACAAAAGCGGUAAAUGAAAUUGUGCUGCAAUCAUUUCUAGAUGAAUGGGCUUAUUGGCUUGACUCUAAAACAGAACAAAUUGGUAAAAUUAAAACCAAACGCGAUUAUGAUGAUAUGUGCUUGCAAGCAAAGCAAUUUAUCGAAGAACUGAAAAGUCGAAAAACUCACAUAGACAUGGUUAAAAAUAACCCAUCUGCUUUGAUCAAACUUGCAAAACAAUUUGUUCGAAUAAAAAAGAUUCAAGAAGCCAAAACCAUGCUUGACGAAGUAAUUGAAAAGGAGCCGAAUUUUUCUGAAUUUGCGAAGUACUACAAAGCAGUUAUAAUUGGAGACAAUAAAAAAUGGAAAAACACGAACGAGUUCCUGCAAUUGCUUUCAGAAUCGAAGAAUCUGUUUAUUGCACACAGCAACAUGAGCUAUAUGUAUGCAGCAGCAGUGAACAACCUUAAGAAGAAAAAUAAUUCUAAGUUCGUUCAAGUUGAUUCAUUUAAUGUUCAACAAAAAUACGUCAGAGACAUUUACGAAGUAUAUAUAAACUCGAUUGAUGAUGUGCUAGGCCAUGCAAUUGAUGCGUCAAUUUUUGUAUCAGAUGUUGUGAGUGACAAGUUGUGUGAAAAGCUCUACCAAAAAUUGACUGCAGAUAAUAUCAUUUCAAAGCCAUCUCUACAAUUUUUGAAAGAAGAAAAUGAAGCAUUGAGGAAAAUAGCAAAAGCGUAUGCGAUGAAUUAUGAAGAACUAAAAUAUGUUUUACUUGAACAUGGAUCCUUCUUAGAUGAGAGGAGGUUGUCAAAAGAAGUUAAUAAGUUGCAAUUCCCUAGUCGAGAAAAAUUCUGGAAAAUGCUCAAAUAUCUGUCAAUUUUGCAAGAAGAAGUGUCAUUUUAUGAAAUAAAUGCUGAAGAGCUAAAAAAGUAUGAUAAAAUCGCGUUAAACAUACUACUGAAAAAAUACAUUUCCUCUGACGUUUUCACAAAAGAAGAUAUGAACUCACUUUCUAUGUUUUCACUUUCAAAAGAGGGAUUGUAUUUAACUGUGAAAGAAUGCAAAGACAUAUUCACUUCUGCAGAUAUGGAGAGGUAUGUUGCGUAUAACAUCCUGAAGAAAAAUAAAAAAGCUAUUCUUAAUAGAGAGCUGCUCAAACAUACAAGACUCCCUGAAUAUUCUAGCAUAACUAUUGACGAUUUAACCGCCAUAAAUAUUGCACCGUUCGAAGCUGAGAGAAUAUUAAAAGAUAUAGAAGACCAGGCAUACAUUCAAUAUCUGCAUGGCAGCUAUGUUUUAAAAGACCAUGCAAAAGAUAUUUCAAGGUUAGAUUUAAAAGAAUUUCCAGUUUACAAGUAUGCCUUGAGAAGCUUGCUAUCUUUAAGAUUUUGCUAUCAAAUAGCUGCAAACAAGUUAAUCGCAGAUCCAAGCAUAAAAAAUCUUGAUUUUACACUGAUAAGCAACGUCAACACUGCGCUUUUGGUAUCUUUAGCCGAAGAAGAAAUCAUUUCGCAAUCUAGAGUCACCUAUAAUGGAGAUUUGCAACUUGAUAAUGGUGAGGUUGACGGCUUCUAUAGAUACUUGCCGGUAGAACUACAUGAUAAAAAGAUGGCCAAGUACAUUUUGCACCUAUUACAACAAUCAAGAUCGGUCUUGGAAAGCCUUAAGGCUCCAGAGGCACGAUUGCAAAAUAUCCUUGAAAAUUUUCAGAAGCCCAAUAACGAACUUCUAUCUCUACUUAACAGUUUCAUUCUGAAUGGUCUGGACGAGGUCCUCACUUUUCGCGAGGAAAAAUAUACGAGGGAAAUGAUUAGCAACACCAUAUGUGUAAUCGUUCUGGGAAUGGUACAAUUGAUGUUUGGAGUGACUCUUAACUAUUUUUCAAUGGGAUUCCUGGCAUUGGUAGGGAAUGGUUUCAUAAAAGAAGGAUUUAAUGACCUUAUGUUUGCUAAAAGUGCCCUUUACUCUGGCUAUUUCAGCUGGGCUCACUAUCGCAAACAAAAAAUCGUUAACCUGACCUCUACCUGCAUAACAUUUGCAGCUUCCGGUCUUUUAACGAAAGGCGCUUCAGUUUUAAGAAUUGGUUCAAAAUAUAUAUCCACUGCCAGUGUUGGUGAAAGUGCAGUCAAGUCAUCAGGUUCGGCAUUUUUUGAAUCAAUUAAAUCUAUUACAUCAAUUGCUUAUUUAAAAGAAUGUUCUCAUAAUGUUGCAAGAAUGACAGUCAAUAGUAUGGCAUAUGAACUCUUUAAUUCGAUGGAAGAUUCCCUAUUGAAUAACUUCGCAAGGCAAUAUUGCGAAAGCCUUGCAGAAAAAUUGUUGCAAGACGUAAAUCAAUCCGUAGAAAAACAUAACAUAAGCCUAUUGUUAGAAAAAGCUUAUAGAGUAUUGGGUGCAUCAAGGGCUAAAAGAAUACUGUCAGAAUUGGAGCAAGAUUUCUUUUCAGCAAAAAAUGUUGAAAACUCAUUUUACCAACAUAUUAAAAGUAUCACCAAUAUCUUCGUUGAAAAAAUAGAUGAGUUCAAGAAGGAAUCAAGAAAAGUUCAAGCAGGCUCAAAGUGGCUCAAAACGGUUAUGAGAGGACUUUCAUAUAUAAAAAAAACAUGCAAAAUCUUGGAGCUGCGUCAUGUAACUGGGAAACUUUUGGAUGAUAUGGAGCUACAGUUAAGAGAGAAAAUAAACAUGGUAGACCCGGAAAAAUGCACAUCUGUCAUCGAAGAAGGUAUUUCUUUUGAAAAAUUUAAACACGAUGUGACAGAAAUGUGGCAGAGGAGUUUGAAUAAACACGUAGGAGAUUACCUACACUUUGCUGUCGUUUGUCCCAUCUUGAAAAAAAUUCGCGCAUUAGCGGUAAAUUUUGCUAAGCAAGCAGUAAAAACUUGCUCUAGUUGGCGCUCGGGGUCAAAAGAAAAUGAAAGUUCGGUGGAAGAUUUGGUUACUCAUCGAAAUAGGCACAAUGAGAAAUUUUUUGUAAUCUCAGAAGAAAUAAGCACCAGUUUACAAAAACAUAAUGACCAACUACAAAUGGAGGCAAUGGCGAAGUCUAGAGAUCCUAAGGAAAUUGCGGAUAUCUAUAGAGCUGGUUCCCAAUUCGAAAUGACAGGUAUAUUGGCCGUCCAAUACCUCAUUGAAGAAAAACAAUGCAAGCUAAAUCUCAUUGUACGUGACGAUAAAAAUUGCACAUAUUCUAUUGAAUCGAGUAAGGAUGGAACUGCGGUAACGGUUGAAUUGGAUUUAAUUACUUGCAAGCAUUUUUGCAAUUCGAGUGGCAUAGAAAUCAAAGGGGUCACAGGGUUAGGACAAAACGACUGCGUUUAUACUGCUCUCUCCGCUUAUUUUGAUUUGGGAUCACCAGAGGAAUUUAGAGAGAAUAUCGCAAAGAAAAUUGAAGGUGUACCAUCACUACGCAAUUUUGUGGAAAGUGGAGCACAUGGCGAGUAUUUGAGAAGAGGUUUUCACGGGGGAUUCACUGGAUCAGGUAGACAAGAUAAAAUAGUGAAGAUAGAAGAUGACAGCGGCAACGACGAGGACAAACAAAUUGAAAAAUUCGGGUCGUACCCAUGCAAAGAAGAUUUGAAAGGUUCGAAGAAAAGAAAAGGUAGACCAUGCAAGGCAUGCCAUGCCCAAGAGCCAACUAAAACUGUGAUGGUUCCAGGCAGAGACAAACCUGAUUACAUUCAUGGGCGUUACAAUUGCGAGUCUACACAUUGCAUUUAUGAGGUAGAAUGCAAAGUGUGUGGUAAACGCUACGAAGGAAAGUGUAUAACCUCUUUUCGGAAGCGAGUGACCAAUCACAGGCGCGACGUUAGGAAACAAAAUAACAAAACAUUGUCAGAGCACGCUAAAACCCAUCAAAUAAACAAAUUCGAUGAUAUCUACAGAACGCGAAUAAUAAAACAGCUGAAAUCUGACCAACCAGUUUCUGGAAUGCAAGAUUUAGAACAAGAGUGCUUUGAUAAAUAUGGUCCGGAAUUGAACAAAAUAAGGGCUAAGAAAGAACCAGAGCCCAAGAAAAAUUCAAAUCACAAAAAGAAAAAUCAGGCAAAAAAAAAAAAUAGGAAUUGAUAUUAUGUUUUAUUAAUGUAGUUAGAUAUUUGAAUGCGUUGAAAAAUGUUUUGUAUUGAUAAAUUUUUUCUUAUAUUUAAAAUGUUUUAUCAAUAGUAUUUUCUUGAUAAUUUUGUAUAUUUUUUCCCAAGUAAUAAAUAUUUUUUUGAUUUGGUUUA